Molecule: messenger RNA, 1223 nt
Organism: Erigeron canadensis
Lineage: Eukaryota; Viridiplantae; Streptophyta; Magnoliopsida; Asterales; Asteraceae
Product: 26S proteasome regulatory subunit RPN13
Exons: 14
Coding region: 155-1093 (312 amino acids)
Biological process (GO): ubiquitin-dependent protein catabolic process
Cellular component (GO): cytoplasm; nucleus; proteasome regulatory particle, lid subcomplex
Molecular function (GO): ubiquitin binding; endopeptidase activator activity; proteasome binding
Source: RefSeq, a predicted model, not a curated record
ACGCCGCUAGUGGUAAAAAAAAAAGGGACAAAUUCGUUUAAAAUCUCCCAACCUUUGGCGUCUCUUGCCUUCUCCAACCUUAUUUUCCACAAUCGCCAUCUCACACACAGAUCAUAAUAUCAAUAUUAUAAUUAUAAAACAGUUAAGAAGAGUUAUGGAUUCUUUAGAUACAGAGCUUUUUCCUGCUAUUCAGGAGGUUUUGCUGGAGUUUCGUGCUGGUAAAAUGUUUAUGGAAGGAACUCGCGUUAUUCCUGAUACACGGAAAGGACUUGUUCGCAUUGGAAGAGGGGAAGAGGGACUUGUUCAUAUUCAGUGGCUUGAUCGGAGUAAUAACACCGUUGAAGAUGACCAGAUUGUUUUUCCCGAAGAGGCAGUUUUUGAGAAGGUUGGUCAAGCUUCUGGAAGAGUUUACUUGUUAAAGUUUCAGACAGACGACAGGAAAUGUUUUUUUUGGAUGCAGGAGCCCAAUGCUGACAAUGAUGAAGAAUUGUGCAAGUCAGUCAACCUUUACCUGAAUCAACCUAUAGAUUUUCCUGCUGAAGAAGAAGAAGAAGAUAUAACACUUGGUGAAGAUAUCUCAUCACGUGCUGGAGAUUUAGUUGGAACAAGUAUGGGUGCAGAAGUAAUUAGUGAUGUCUCUUCCUCAGGACCUGUUAAAUUGGCAGAUCUUCAAAGAAUUUUAAGUAAUAUUGGACCCUCAGGUGAGGCUGCAGAUCCUGAUGGAGGUUUAGGAUUGGGUGAUAUCCUAAGGCCUGAACUUCUAUUGCCAUUGAUGGAGACAUUGUCACUGGAGCAAGUAGCAUCCCAUCUACCUGAGGGUGAAUGGACUCGAGAGGAACUAAUGGAGUUACUGCAGAGCCCUCCUUUCCGCCAACAAGUUGAUUCUUUCACCUACGUACUGAAGACCGGUCAAAUAGAUCUGACUCAAUUCGGAGUUGACCCAACUAAAUACAAGUUCACGGUCCUAUCUUUUCUUGAGGCUCUUGAAGACUCUGUUGCUAAAACAUCUAUAUCCGACGAGACGAUGCAAGAUGGUGGCGAUUCAAGAUCUCAGACGUGUAAUCAAACUGAUCGAAUGGAUGAAGAUAAAUAGUAGUAGACCCAUUUGCACAACAAAAUUUAAUUCAACAGUUUGUUUCUUUUCACAGUGGGAACUCACAUUAAAAGAUUUGUGGAUACUGGACACAUAAAUUAGUAAAAGUUUCGGUCAUUUCACUUUUUAA